This is a messenger RNA of Hypoxylon fragiforme, 633 nucleotides long. RefSeq lists its product as uncharacterized. The record is from RefSeq and is a predicted model, not a curated record. The transcript has a single exon. Lineage: Eukaryota; Fungi; Ascomycota; Sordariomycetes; Xylariales; Hypoxylaceae. The coding region runs from base 1 to 633 and encodes 210 amino acids.
AUGCCGUCACUCACGUGGAUCGUCAUCGCCAUAACCUCCUUAGCAGCAUCUACUACCGCUGCCCCAGCAUCACUAGCGGAACGAACAGUAUCGCCCUGCCCAGCACCCGGGAAGACGACACGCGUGUACUCGAGCGGGCUGUACACCAUAUUCCCGGGAACCCCCAAGUACGCCGCGCCGCCGAACAACGACCUGCACGUGCAGUACAACGCGGAAACCAAACUCGCCAUCAAGCAAGUCGCCGCCUUCGGCGAGUUCCCCAAGGCGGCGAAGAAGUGCAGCCUGGGCUGGGUGCAGGACGACGCGAAGAGCGGGACCCUGGUCGUCUCCGGCGACGGGCGGCUGACGGCGCGGCAGCUGAGCGGGUUCCCGGCGUUCCCCGCGGGCGGCGAGAACGGCGUCUCGGCGCAGGACGUGCAGCGGUACGACGCGGGCAAGGUGAGGAAGGAGGCUAGCCCGGACUUUUCGGGCUGGGAUAGGGAGAUCAGGACGGCGGCGCACGCGGCGGCGGGGUCAAACUUCACGUGCGCGACGAACAUGUACGUGCUGCUGGAGAAGUCGAACGGGACGAGUGGGAAUGUGUUCAUGAAGAAGACGAAGGGGUCCGGGGUGUAUAUCGAGUUCUCGUGCUAA